Thlaspi arvense is the source of this 2258-nucleotide messenger RNA. The record is from the annotation of a GenBank genome assembly. NCBI's taxonomy places the organism in Eukaryota, Viridiplantae, Streptophyta, Magnoliopsida, Brassicales, Brassicaceae.
AUCAACAUCCGAAUACGACUUCUAAUUAUUAUUGUAAAGAGUUGAGUUUGCAUGCAUUUUAUGGUGAUGGUUAAAAAAGAAAAAAAUUCAACAAAAUGUAAACGUCAUACUUUUUGACAGAUGGUUUUGGGUAACGAAACAAAUGUACACGAAGCAAAUGUACAUGUCAUAUGAUUUUAAAAAAAAAAAAGCAAAUGUACAUGUCAUAUAAUUUUUGACAGAUGUUUUUGGGUAAAGAAACAAAUGUACACGAUCAUACUUUAUGACAGAUGUUUUUGAAUGUUUACAAAAUAAACGAUUAUAAAUUUGGACAAGUUUGUAUCAAGCAUUUCAUCUCACGGUUUACUUUCUUCGUCAACUUCCCUUUGGACAUCUGUAGAGUUAUGGAAGAGCUAAGGCUAUUGGAGAAGUUGCAACCAUGCGGUGACCUCGACAUUGAUUCGAAACUCGGCCUCGUCUCUGAUUUCGUACCGAAAAUAUCUGGACCUUUCCUCGAGGAGAUAUCUAGGUCAAUUCAGCGAGACGACGGUGAAGCUAAGCCAGCAAACACAAGCUCAGCAAAGUCCCAAAAGAGUCAUGUGAACAAGGUUGAUCCUGACGCGUCACAGAAACAUGAAGAACUCUCGGCAAUGGUCGGGCUCGAUGCAAUGAAAAGAGCAAACUCUACACUUGAGGAUUUCUCAAGGUCUUACUUCGUGUUCCAUCAGCUGGAAAUUAGCCAACCACAGUCAAUGUUCAGAUAUUUACCCAUACUUUCAUUCACUGAGAGUUACAUAUAUCAGGUUGAUGUUGCUAAUGAGAAGAUGGUCACUGAAUCAGCUGGUGGAUCCCAAGUCAUUUGUUCAAACCAUGGAUCACGAGUUCUGUUUGAAACUGAUCCAUUGAAGCCGCUCGCAGAUGUGCUUGAACGUGAGGGCGUGUUGACGCAAAGAAUACGACAAGAGUUUAACUCGGGCAAAGAGUAUUGGGCGUUAGAAAGACAGCUUUGUGGUGCUCUUUCAAACAAAAACAAGAUCUGUCUCGAGGAUGUGAUGAGAGCAAUUCAGUUGAAGUCUUUUGAUUACCGGGUGUUGAAUCUUCUACUAUACAAGCUGAGAGGAGAAGAGGUGAAUGAGUUGCAUAUGGACUUCUUGUCAGUUUCAGUGUUCCUCGUUGAAAUAGCUGAUGAUCUGCUCGAUUACGAGGACGAUGUGCUCCAAAACAGUUUCAAUGUACUACGAAUGUUUGUGGGAAUAUUCGGCCCUUUGAAUGCACCCACUGAGCUGGCGAAGCAGAUAUCGGAAGCUGAAGAGAAGUUCGAAGAGCUUAUGAAAUCCCUGGAUCCACAUUUGUCUUCAAGUUACAACAAAAGAUGUGAAGGAGCUACUCAAGAAGGAUGGGGAACCAACGAAGGGAUGAUCAUAUCAAUCUUGGCUCACAGAAAUGCGACGCAGCGCAGCUUCAUCCGCUCUGUUUAUGCUGCUAACCACAAUAAGGAUCUUCUCACCGAGUUAGACCGAGAACUAUCCGGUGACUUUGAGAGAGCUGUGAUGCUGUGGACUCGUGAGCCAACGGAGAGAGAUGCUUAUUUGGCCAAAGAAUCUACCAAAAUGUUCACCAAAAACAACUGGGUUCUUGUUGAAAUCGCUUGUACUAGGCCUCCCCUUGAGUUUUUCAAGGCCAAGCAAGCAUACCAAGCUCGCUACAAGACCUCUCUCGAGGAGGAUGUCGCUCACCACACAUCUGGAGAUAUCCGAAAGCUGCUGGUUCCUCUUGUGAGCACCUUCAGGUACGAUGGGAAUGCUGAUGAGGUCAACGUGAAGCUGGCUAGUUCCGAAGCAAAGACGCUUCACAAGAAGAUCACUGAGAAGGCUUACAGUGACGAGGAGCUCAUCAGAAUCUUGACAACAAGGAGCAAGGCUCAGAUCGUGGCAACGCUCAAUCACUUCAAGGACAAGUUUGGGAGUUCCGUCAACAAGUACUUGAAGGAAGAAGAUUCGGAAGAUGAAUAUUUGCAGUUACUCAAAACCGUGAUCAAGUGCCUGACGUGUCCAGAGAAGUACUUUGAGAAGGUUCUGCGUCGAGCCAUCAACAAGGUGGGAACAGACGAGUGGGCACUCACUAGAGUGGUCACUACACGAGCAGAGGUCGACAUGGAGCGGAUCAAAGAGGAAUACUUGCGCAGGAACAGCGUUCCUCUUGACCGGGCCAUUGCUAAAGACACUUCUGGUGACUACAAGGACAUGCUUCUCGCCCUUCUCGGUCAUGGCCAUGCUUGA